Molecule: messenger RNA, 2429 nt
Organism: Aphanomyces astaci
Lineage: Eukaryota; Oomycota; Saprolegniomycetes; Saprolegniales; Verrucalvaceae
Exons: 4
Coding region: 36-2315 (759 amino acids)
Biological process (GO): fatty acid beta-oxidation using acyl-CoA dehydrogenase
Molecular function (GO): acyl-CoA dehydrogenase activity; flavin adenine dinucleotide binding
Source: RefSeq, a predicted model, not a curated record
GGCGGGGUAUCUUAUUUCAUUUUGAAACUUGCCCCAUGCUCGCAGCGUCCACCAAGCGCGCGGCCGCGCGCCACGCCGCCCCCUUCGUGACCUCCCGCAUCAUGCUGACACCCAUGACCAGCAUGCAACAGACACGCACCAUCUACGGCGGUUUGUACAAGAUGGCCAAGAAGAUGAUGCCGCGCAUGUCCAAGACCGAGAAAGCCGCACUCGACAGCGGCACCGUCGGGUUUGACCGCGAUAUUUUCUCGGGGUCCCCCAAGCUGUCGGCCCUCGACAAGUACUCGGCAAAGCUGACGCCGGAGGAACAGUCGUUCAUGGACAACGAAGUGAACGAACUGUGCGAGAUGUUGAACGACUACGACAUUUUCCACAAGCAAGACUUGCCGCUCGCGGCGUGGAAGUUCAUCAAGGAAAAGGGUUUCUUGGGCAUGAUCAUCCCCAAGCAGUACGGCGGGAAGCAGUUUACGGCCCACGGCCAUUCCCAAGUCAUCACCAAGCUCAAUACCCGCAGCACCACGGCCGGUGUUACCGUGUGUGUGCCCAACUCGCUCGGACCCGCCGAACUCUUGCUUCGUUAUGGUACCGACGAGCAGAAGAACCACUUUUUGCCUGCUCUGGCGACGGGCAAGCACCUUCCUUGCUUUGGUCUCACCGGCCCCACCUCUGGGUCGGACGCCGCCAACAUGAAGGACACGGGCGUUGUUGAAGUGCAAGAAGGUGUCCUUGGUAUCCGCGCCACAUUCUCCAAGCGAUACAUCACCCUUGCGCCGGUCGCCACAUGCGUGGGACUCGCCAUCGACGUCAAGGACCCAGAAAACCUCCUCCAAGGACUGGGGCAUGAAGGCAUCACGGUCGCGCUUCUCGAACGCAACCAUCCCGGCUUGGAAAUGGGCCGCCGCCACGACACCCUCUCUGUUCCGUUCAUGAACGGCCCCGUAACGGGCACCGACGUUUUCAUCCCGAUGGACAAGAUCAUUGGCGGCCAAACGCGCGUCGGGUACGGGUGGAACAUGCUCAUGGACUGUCUCGCGGAAGGUCGAUCCAUCUCCCUUCCGGGCGGGGGGGUCGCCGGCGCCAAGGUGUCGGCGGUCGCGGUCGGCGGGUACGCGCGCAUCCGCAAGCAGUUCAAGGUGCCCGUGGCAACGAUGGAGGGCGUCCAGGAGCAUUUGGCGGCGAUCGGCAACCACGCGUUUAUCACGAUGGCGGGUCAGUUCCUCGUCAACGGCAUGAUCAACCAGCAUGAACAACCCGCCGUGAUCUCGGGCGUGUGCAAGCAGCAGAUCACCGCGCGCGGCCGCGAUGCCGUCGUCCAAGCCAUGGACGUACUCGGCGGCGCAGGGAUCUGCCGCGGCCCAAACAACUUUUUAGCCAACACGUACAUGAGUCUACCCGUGGCGAUCACGGUCGAAGGCGCCAACACGCUGACGAGGUCGCUGAUCAUUUACGGCCAAGGACUGACCCGUGCCCACCCCCAUUUGUACCCGCUCAUCCAGUCGCUCCAACAUGGAGAUGACGUCAAGUCGUUCAAAAUCCACGCGAAUGCACUUGUGUGGCAUGGCGUGACCAACACGGUCCACUCGCUAACGCGCGCCGUGGGACGAAGCCGGUCCAAGGGCGAUUUGGUGGGUCACUACGAGUCGCAGCUGAGUCGGCUCGCGGCGAACUUUGCCAUCACGACCGACUUGGCGCUGGUGUUGGGGGGCAAGCUCAAGUUUAAGGAAAUGAUCAGCGGGCGGUUUGCCGAUGCAUUUUCGAGCUUGUACUUGGGCUAUGCGUCGCUGUGGUUUUACAAGCAGCACCACGACACGACCGACGGCCUCGACGUCGUGUUUGAUUACGCCCUCACAACACUGUGUUAUGACGCCCAGGAGGCGCUCAUAGGCAUAUCGUCCAACUUCCCCAUCCCAGGGAUCGGGCCAGUCAUGAAGGGCGUGGCAUUCCCGUUUGGCCGCGCGUACGCCAAGCCCACGGAUGCGCAAGUAGCGGCGGUCGCGGAGCUCGUGAGCUCGGACAGCGGCGUGCGCGACUUGUUUGCCACGAGCAUGUUCAUUUCCAAAGACCCGACGGAUCGCAUUGCGCAGAUCCACCACGCACUGCCCAAGGCCAUCCAAGCUGAUAAGAUGCUCGCGGCGAUUCGCAAAGACAAGCGCAGCGCCACCGCCGACGAGCAAAAGCUGAUUGAUCAAGUCGAAGCCCUGCGCGACGCCAUCAUCCAAGUGGACGCGUUCGAUGCAUUGGGGGCCGAGAUUGGCGCCCCACACGAGUACAAGCGACCGGGGCUUGUUAACAGUAUUUUGGACCAAAAGCCAUAAAAACUAGUAACUACUAACUACUACAUGCGAUGAGAGACAUCCUACUAGUACUUGGAAGUAUAACGUUGUGGGGAAACGAAAUGUACUACUACUUUUAAUUGCAUUGGAAUUGCA